Corythoichthys intestinalis (scribbled pipefish) is the source of this 1322-nucleotide messenger RNA. RefSeq names its product hairy/enhancer-of-split related with YRPW motif protein 1-like. Gene Ontology annotation, cellular component: nucleus. Lineage: Eukaryota; Metazoa; Chordata; Actinopteri; Syngnathiformes; Syngnathidae. Gene Ontology annotation, biological process: regulation of neurogenesis; regulation of transcription by RNA polymerase II; anterior/posterior pattern specification. The record is from RefSeq and is a predicted model, not a curated record. The coding region runs from base 33 to 929 and encodes 298 amino acids. Gene Ontology annotation, molecular function: RNA polymerase II cis-regulatory region sequence-specific DNA binding; DNA-binding transcription factor activity, RNA polymerase II-specific; protein dimerization activity. The transcript has 5 exons.
ACUUCUCCACCGCCAAGUGCACUGAAGACAUCAUGAAGCGAAGCAACAACUACAGCUCGUCCGAGAGCGACCUCGACGACAACAUCGAAGUGGAGAAAGACAGCGGCGACGAAAAUGGUCCUGCUGAUUCUCACGGCUCAAUGUCACCGUCCACUACCACCACUCAAGUUCAAGCCAGAAAACGACGCAGAGGAAUUAUUGAGAAAAGAAGACGUGACCGCAUCAAUAAUAGUCUGUCUGAGCUGAGGAGACUGGUGCCGAGUGCUUUUGAGAAACAGGGAUCAGCCAAAUUGGAAAAAGCAGAAAUACUGCAAAUGACUGUGGACCAUUUGAAGAUGCUGCAUGCAUCUGGAGGCAAAGGUUACUUUGAAGCGCAUGCCCUGGCGAAGGACUACCGCAGCCUGGGCUUCAGGGAGUGUUUGGCGGAGACUGCUCGCUUCUUGAGCAUCGCAGAGGGCCGGGACGGUGGAGACCCCCUCCGAGUGCGUCUAGUGUCCCACCUGAGCAACUACGCAUCUCAGCGGGAGGCGCAGGCCGGACUGGAACACUUAGCCUGGGGGUCAGCCUAUGGUGGCGCCCCGCCACCCCUCCCACGCCCCCUCCUCCUUCAGCCGCCGCAGGGCAGGACGCCAACAUCCAGAGGAAACGGCCGCCCACCCUCCGCACCGUCCCCUGAGACCUCGGCGACGUCCAGACUGCUUCCACCGACAGAGUCUCUCAGAGCGCCCCCUGGCGGCUCGUUGCCUGUCGCUGUGCCAACGUCCAAGCUUUCGCCGCCCCUCCUAUCAUCCCUCUCCUCGUUAUCGGCCUUCCCCCUUUCUUUCGGCGCUUUCCCGCUCGUCUCCCCGGCAGCCCUGGGUGCGCUCACCCCCCCCUCUGCCCUGUCCAAGCCGUACAGGCCGUGGGGCACAGAGAUCGGGGCCUUUUGAAGACAACAGCUGGACUGAGGGGCAACAGCUGAGCUCGGACAUAACCACGUGACCAUCUGUUUUUGUGCUGUAAAAGACAGGUGGACACUAUGAACCGGCUUUCUUUUAUUGUUUGUAAAGCAUGUUAUGGACAUUAUUUCCUACUUGUUUAGAAAAGAGAAUGAGCUCUGGACGAUUAGAUUUGUUUGAAUUGAAAUUGAUAACUAAUUUAGCUGACUUGUGUUGGAGGGCCAACACACGUCAAUGGACUUUUAAAAUUGUCAAGGAGCAACAUUAUGUAUUUAAACUAGACUUUCGCCUACUUAUUUCUAUCUGGACUAUAUGGAAAACUAACUUGUUCACCCUGGGACACUUGCCUUUUUAUAUUUGUAAUAUUUUUCUAUCAAUAAAUCA